CGAAAGCGGAUUAUUUUUAAACCAUCGGCACGAUGAUUUUCACUUCUGAGCCCUAAUCUCGCCAUAAACGAUAAAAUGAUUAAAAAGUACACAAACGUAGCGGUGGGAGUCGAUCAUAGGUUACAAACUUGGACUUUCACCUAGUUAUUGUAUCGUUAAUAAACCAAACAAAAUCCGCAUUACACACCACUUUUUACUCGUAACCGAACGCGAAAAAAUGGCCCUAAACCUGUUCAUCAAGCGAAGCCUUUCAACUUCAAGCCCCAUGAACGCAGUUAUAAAAAACGUAACUGUGAUCGGGGGCGGCCUCAUGGGCUCAGGCAUCGCCCAAGUGGCCGCGCAAACCGGCCACAACGUGACCAUCGUGGAAGUCAACCCCGACUUGAUCAAAAAAGCCGAAGACAGCAUUGCGAAAAACUUGGUACGAGUCGCCAAAAAACUCCACAAGGAUGACCCGCAAGCCGCUAAUAAAUUCGUGAGCGAAUCGCAGGCCCGGAUUAAGGGGUGCACCGACAUUGCCGAAGCUGUGAAAGACAGCGAUUUGGUCGUGGAGGCGAUUGUUGAAAACAUGGAUGUUAAGCACAAAUUGUUCAAAAAUUUGGAUGAGGUCGCGCCCCCCAAAACCAUGUUUGCGUCAAAUACGAGCUCGCUCUCGAUUACCGAAAUUGCCUCCGUUACGAAGAGGAAGGAUAGGUUCGGGGGGCUGCAUUUUUUCAAUCCCGUGCCCGUUAUGAAGCUUUUGGAGGUUGUUAGGACUCCGGAGACGUCGCAGGAGACGUACGAGGCCUUUAUGGCGUGGGGCAAAGCCGUGGGCAAGACCUGCGUCACCUGCAAGGACACCCCCGGGUUUAUUGUUAACAGGCUUCUGGUGCCCUAUAUAGCAGAAGCCAUCAGGAUGAUGGAGAGAGGUGAUGCUUCGCCCCGCGAUAUCGACACCGCCAUGAAGCUGGGGGCUGGCUACCCCAUGGGCCCCAUCGAACUGGCCGACUACGUGGGACAUGACACCUCGCACGCCAUCAUGCAAGGCUGGCACAAGAAAUUCCCUGAUAACCCCCUUUUCAAACCGAACGAAUCCGUACAAAAACUAAUCGAUGAGAAAAAACUGGGCGUGAAAACCGGCGAAGGCUUCUACAAAUACACCAAAUAAAUAUCUAUAUGUAUUUUAAUCAAAUAAACAAUUUUUUAAUUGA
Molecule: messenger RNA, 1190 nt
Organism: Tribolium castaneum (red flour beetle)
Lineage: Eukaryota; Metazoa; Arthropoda; Insecta; Coleoptera; Tenebrionidae
Product: hydroxyacyl-coenzyme A dehydrogenase, mitochondrial
Exons: 3
Coding region: 218-1147 (309 amino acids)
Biological process (GO): fatty acid beta-oxidation
Cellular component (GO): mitochondrion
Molecular function (GO): NAD+ binding; (3S)-3-hydroxyacyl-CoA dehydrogenase (NAD+) activity
Source: RefSeq, a predicted model, not a curated record